GUGAAGGAGAAAAACAAGAGACAAGCUUCUGUCUCGGCUCUGUGUCACCAAUCAUUGGUAAUUGGCAUCAUUCGAGCUCCACAGUUCACCAACCAAGCGCUUUCCCAGAGGGCCAUUGGGCCGAAAUCAUUCCCCAUAAACUCCGCAACGCUGAGAAACCUCUCGUCCGAGGGAGCCGACGUCACAUUGAGAAUGUUUUUGUCCCAAAUCCUCUCCUUUCCAACAUCUUUGCCUGCCUCCCCUCACCCCCUCAAAUACCUUCCCGGGGGAGGAAUGUGGCAGGUUUCGUGCCGGUGAAUCCUCGUCUCUGACUGGACUCCACACCUCAGCCAGAUUUUAAUCAGCCAGGUCAUGAUUGCAGCUUUUGCACAACAUGUCACAGGCUCCCUACGAUUCGGACGAGCGUUAUCAUGUAGCCAACAAUGGUGCUGCCGAUCGCCCCUCUCACUCGAGGAGCGUGACAGACGAUGACAGCAAUAUCCCCGAAUCCGGAGCACGGGUCGCCGCCCGCCUCGGCCGUCCAGCCGACCAAGGCGAUGCCCUUGAUACUGCUCUUCACCCUGAACAAUACGAGGCCAGGGAGGAUAUACAGCUGCUGAAUAUGCUGCCGGACGAACAAGCCCAGCCUGACUCUUACCAGUCACAGCUGCAAAGUAAUCUGGUUUCACAAGCUCAAACUAUGGUUCGAAAGCUAGGUGUGGGCGGGAAGCUCUCGGAGGACUCCUUCGAGUCAAACGACCGUGGCGCGGAUCGAGGCGUGUUCUCAUACCUUCUGCAGCACCAAAUGGGCCAUCGUCGAAAUAUCAGCCAAAGCAGCAUAUCCACAUACACGUCCCAAGACGAGUCUUCUCCGCCAGCGAACAACAAGAAGCGCCGAAAGCAAAAGUGGUAUGAGGAUGAGGAAGGGGAUCGGUCGAAGGGCAAACGGCCUGCAAAGCAGGUCCGGCUGACCAAGCAUAUCGCGGCGAUUCUAACUCGUCAACGAUACAUCAUGCUUCUAUGUCGGGCAAUGAUGAAAUAUGGCGCCCCGACCCAUCGAUUGGAAGAGUACAUGCGGAUGACGGCCAAUGUGCUUGAUAUCCCAGGCCAGUUCAUGUAUCUCCCUGGGUGCAUGAUAGUCUCUUUCGAUGAUUCUCUCACUAGGACUGCGGAGGUCCACAUGAUUUCCGUCGUGCAAGGCUUAGACCUGGGGCGGUUGGCGCACACGCAUAAUAUCUAUAAGAACGUGGUACAUGACCGGAUCAGCGUCGAACAUGCGAUUGGCGACCUCAAUCAGCUGAUGGAGCGCAAAAGUCGCUACCAUACGGCUUGGAGCUUGGUGUUCCUGUCAGGCUUAGCCAGCGUUGCUGUGGGGCCCUGGGCAUUUAACGCGCGGCCUAUCGAUAUGCCAAUUAUCUUUGUCCUCGGUUGCCUCCUCGGGUUUAUGCAAAACGUGCUCGCCCCAGCAUCCCCUGUCUAUUCCAACGUCUUUGAGGUGUCCGUUGCCAUCCUAAUGUCAUUCUUAGGCCGUGCGUUCGGCAGCAUUCGAGUUGGGGGAACCCCUGUGUUUUGCUUUUCCGCAAUGACCCAGUCCUCAAUCGCGCUGAUACUCCCCGGAUUUUCUGUCCUAUGCAGUAGUCUGGAGUUGCAGUCCCAUCAGAUCGUGGCCGGUUCGAUACGCUUAGUGUAUACAAUCAUCUACUCCCUGUUCCUGGGGUAUGGAAUCACGGUAGGCAUCACGAUCUACGGCAUCCUCGACAAGAAUGCGACGGUUGAGACUUCAUGCCCAUCGGAAAGUCUCGCGAUCUACGGUAACGAAUAUAUCCAGCACUUUGUCUUCGUGGCGAUUUAUUGUGCAAUCGCGGCGGUGCUCAACCAGGCGAGGUGGAAACAACUCCCGGUCACGGUAUUCCUAGGCGUGAGCGGGUACAUUGCUAACUAUUUCAGUCAGGCCUUGGAUAGCAGACUGGCCAGCACGAUUUCUGCAUUUGCCAUUGGGCUGCUGGCUAACCUGUACUCUCGGCUGUGGCAUGGGCAUGCAGCGGCAGCCAUUGUUCCCGGCAUGUUUACCUUGGUUUCGUCCGGUCUCGCGACGAGUGGAUCGAUCAUGUCGGGGCUGGCUUAUGCCGAGUCGGUCAAGAAUAAUACUGUGAGUGACAGUGCUAGCACCCUCGCAGCCGUGCAGCAGUCGUUGUAUGGUCUAGGUUACAGCAUGGUCCAGACAGCGCUAGGAAUUACAGUUGGUUUGUUCUUCUCCGCGUUGGUGGUCUAUCCCCGUGGGAAACAGAGAAGCGGGCUUUUCAACCUGUAA
Messenger RNA from Aspergillus alliaceus, 2290 nucleotides. RefSeq names its product threonine/serine exporter family protein. The transcript has 2 exons. Gene Ontology annotation, biological process: transmembrane transport. The coding region runs from base 374 to 2290 and encodes 638 amino acids. Gene Ontology annotation, molecular function: transmembrane transporter activity. NCBI's taxonomy places the organism in Eukaryota, Fungi, Ascomycota, Eurotiomycetes, Eurotiales, Aspergillaceae. The record is from RefSeq and is a predicted model, not a curated record.